Molecule: messenger RNA, 1069 nt
Organism: Malaya genurostris
Lineage: Eukaryota; Metazoa; Arthropoda; Insecta; Diptera; Culicidae
Gene: Rpn12
Product: 26S proteasome non-ATPase regulatory subunit 8
Exons: 3
Coding region: 172-957 (261 amino acids)
Biological process (GO): proteasome-mediated ubiquitin-dependent protein catabolic process
Cellular component (GO): proteasome regulatory particle; cytosol; nucleus
Source: RefSeq, a predicted model, not a curated record
UAAUGCUCAAAAUAUAGUUCGACAGCGCAAGCUGCAUGACAUUUCAUUUUUGUGAAGUUUUCUUUCAGUUGGUUAAUCACAUUUUAAAACUGGAUAUUUUGUAGUUGGUUCCGCAAAUCUGAAACAAUUGUAUCGAAUACAGAAGCAAACUAUCCCAUUAAUUCAUCAGCCAUGGACAACGUGUUGGGUCUGUAUAAACAGCUGAAAACAGAGUGGACAAAGAGUCCUAUAAACCUUAAGCUAUGUGGAUCGCUGCUUGAUAAACUAAAAAUCGCACUUACUGAACUGUCAUACCUACCUAGCAAUUGUCCGGCAUCGCAACAGGAGCUACUGAUUGCACGCGACGUUUUGGAAAUAGGAGUCGAGUACAGUGUGGCGACGAAGAACAUCCUGUCAUUCGAAAGAUAUAUUUCGCAACUCAAAUGUUACUAUUACGAUUAUAAGAAUGAAAUAGGUGAAUCAAAAAACAAGUAUCAACUUCUGGGGUUGAAUCUACUGUUCCUCCUAUCACAGAACCGUGUGGCUGAAUUUCAUACCGAGUUGGAACUUCUUCCAGCCGAUAUCAUUCAGGCAAACGAGUACAUCCGUCACCCGCUAGCUCUAGAGCAGUAUUUCAUGGAAGGACGGUACAACAAAAUUUUCCAAGCCAAGGGUAAUGCACCUGCAGAAAGCUACAAUUUCUUCAUAGACAUUUUGCUGCAAACAGUGCGGGAUGAGAUCGGUGCCUGUUUGGAGAGUUCAUAUGAGAAGGUUUCUCUCCAGGAAGCAGCCAAGAGACUGAAUUUGAAAACUAAGGAAGAAGUCAAACAAUUUGGCGAAAAGAAAGGUUGGAAGCUUAAUCCCGAUGGGUUUUAUCAUUUUGUUAGUGAGCUUGUUAAACCCAAAGAACCGAUCCCUUCGAGGGAACUGGCAGAGCAAGCUAUUUUCUACGCUCGUGAGCUAGAGAUGAUUGUCUAACUUGGGAAAUUUCUCUACUAUGUCUAACCCCAAUAAGCCAGCAAGUUCAGUUUUGAAAAGAUCUUUGUAUUGAUUAAAAUCGGACAAAUAACGAAUAAAUAUGGAACCAUAA